Molecule: messenger RNA, 2418 nt
Organism: Danio rerio (zebrafish)
Lineage: Eukaryota; Metazoa; Chordata; Actinopteri; Cypriniformes; Danionidae
Source: RefSeq, a predicted model, not a curated record
CAAAGAAAGGCGUAUCCGCGUGUGUGUUCAGCGAGCGUUCAGAAUCUGCGUCACGUUCACCUGUGAGGAUGGGAGCGGGUCUGCUGUGGCUCGGCCUGGCCGGACUGUGGCAAGCGCUCGGCACGCGGGCAGCGAUCACCAUCGAUCAGGUGAGGCUGACUGUUCAUCCAGGUAAUGAAGUGGUCAGUGGCACUAAUCUGAUCCUGCGCUGUGAGGCUGAUGUCAGUCACAGCCUGUCCCGUCCACCCACGCACUCCUUCAGCUUCCUGCAUAACGGACAGGUGGUCUACUCCAAAAACAUCAGCGCCUCUGUGGUGGAGCGCACCUUCUCUCCGGCCCGCGUCUCCAACUCAGGCCAGUAUGAAUGCACUGUCCGCAUUGAAGACAAGGCCAAGACAAGUAACAGGCAGACACUGCGCAUCACAGGCCUUCAGACGCCCACGAUGAAGGUGAAGUCUGACAUCGUGUCUGAGGGGGAAGACAUCAUUGCCACAUGCAGCGCAGCAGAGGAGACGGGCACGCUGAUGUUUCUCUUCUACGAGGACAAUCAGGAGGUCAAGAGUGAAGUUAGUAACACCAACACCAUUUCGAUCACGCUGACCAUGAAGAAGCUCACUGAUAUCUAUCUGCACUGCGCCUACAUGGUUGUAAGGCACCCCACUGCAGGCUUCUCCAACAACAGCAACACCGUCAAAGUCUUUGUACGAGAUCUUAAAGAGCUCAUCCCACAGAUAAGCUUUUCACCCAGUGCGAGUGUGGUCGAGGGCGAACGGGUGGCGAUCAAAUGUGAGGUUCAGGAUCGCUCAGCUCUGGAGAUGUUUCUCACCAAAGACGGCACCAUACUUCACAGAUUUCACACAUCCUUUACAUACAGCCUCACGGUGAGAGAGGAGGAUUCUGGAGAUUAUGUGUGCAAAACCGAGAAAGGGAGCGUGCAGAAGAAGGUAGAAAAUCGACUCAGUGUAACAGCACUGUUUACAAGGCCAAUCUUGACAAUGAGCCCAUAUGAGGUUUUUGAAGGGGAAUUCUUCAAGCUGAACUGCAGCAGUUCAGUGAUCUCAAACAAGAUCAGCAAAGAAGACAUCAAGUAUGUUUUGCUUAAAGAUGGUCAACGCAUUUCUACAAAUCCCAUCUUUCGCAAAUCUGCAAGCCUGGUCAACAAUGGCAAAUAUUCUUGUUGGGCCAUGGCUAGAGGUGUUAACAAGACCAGCCUGCCACACCUUUUAAAAGCUAAAGUGCCUGUUUCAGUGCCAGUCUUGAGUGCUGUUGGUAAAGUGAUUGUUGGUCGACCUUUCAAGGUUUUGUGUGAGGCUAAGAACGGAACGCUUCCAAUAACCUACACCUUACUGAAGGACCAUACUCCAGUGGAUAGCAGAGUUGUCAAUGGAACUGAAAGAGCGAUCUUUACCAUCACCUCCAUCAGAUUUCCAGGAGAGAUCGACAGCUUCACGUGUCAGGCUUAUAACGGACCAAGGUUCAUUAGGACCAGCGACGCUUUAACAGCACCAGUCAUAGUUCCAGUCUCGGAGCCCAUGCUGAAGCCCCAGGAGACGACGGUGACCGAGGGCUCGGAUCUGGUCCUCACCUGCAGUGUCCAGGAGGGCUCUUACCCAAUCACCUUUACCUGGUACCAUAACAAGCUUCUUCUGCUCUACUCCAGACAAGAGGUCCAAUCCUCAAAAGGAAGUCACAUCGUUAAAAUGAUCACGCGAGACCAAAGAGGAGACUACCACUGCGAGGCGUCCAAUCAAGCCCUUGAAACCAAGCAGAGUAAACCGGCAAGAAUUGGAGUCAGUUUAGCGCUGUGGAAGAAGGCUCUUAUCGGAGUCCUCUGUAUCCUGCUGUUGGUGGCGAUUGUCGUAGUCCUGACAGUCUUUUUUAAGAAAACGUCACAUCCGCGCAGAAAAAGGCAAGCGACCGAGCUAUCAGUAAAACCUUCAAGACCCAAAUCAGGAGACCCCAUGAGAAUGAGCCUCACACUCGAUAUUGAAGACAACACCGUCCUCAAUGGAACUCCCUGUGUGAUGGGCAGGAAUGUGUGGAGCGAAAAUGCAUCUGGUUCAGAUUCUGACGAUCACACCGAUGAGGAGUCUGAGCUGGUUCAACCAGAGCAGGCAGAUCCCAGCAGAGAAAUUCCCAUGCCGAAAAACGCGGAGGAUGAAUACAUCAUCCAGCACACAGAAGUCCAGGUGUCGACACCAGGAGUUCCGGAGCAGGCAGAGGGCCAGGCGGCUCUGGAGUAUGUGCAACUCAACAACAGUGAACAGGAGACCCAUGACACAUAAUUUAUUCAGCUUUUCCACCGACUGAAGCUGAUUUUCCGUUACCAAGCUCAUGCUGAACAUUUUUCAUAUUGGAUUGUUUGCUGUUUUGUGAUGAUUGUGUGUCUAGAUUAAAAUCUGAGCAUCAGAUCAAGUC